Molecule: messenger RNA, 2859 nt
Organism: Etheostoma spectabile (orangethroat darter)
Lineage: Eukaryota; Metazoa; Chordata; Actinopteri; Perciformes; Percidae
Gene: mlc1
Product: modulator of VRAC current 1
Exons: 12
Coding region: 359-1579 (406 amino acids)
Biological process (GO): regulation of response to osmotic stress
Cellular component (GO): cytoplasmic vesicle; plasma membrane; endoplasmic reticulum
Source: RefSeq, a predicted model, not a curated record
AGGCGUUCUCUCUUUGGCACAAAGUAGGCUGGCUGCACAAGAGCCAUGUGUUUAAGCUACACGCUUUGAAGGGCUCAAAAAAACUUUUCAGAGCUGUUUCUGAGAAAUGUUGUGUAAAGACAGAGAGGGAGAGAGAGAGAGCAAGAAAAAAGAGGAGGGGAGUGCAGCGUGAGGGAAAGAGAUGGGGAGCAGAAAGAGCUGCAGACAAAAACACGCCGUCUUCCAUGUGGUGAUUUGAUCUCAGUUGUUGAAGGAAUACUUUUGUUGGAAAAUAUUUCUGCAAGAGCCUCGAAAGCAGUGGCUGUAAUCCUCACUCGGUGUCCCAUCCCAUAUUUGAAGUCAGCCACAAGCUGUUCCAAUGAUGCAGUGCGACGAGCUCUCAGCCAGAGAGGAGUUCACCUACAGCCACAUGCCCAUUCUGGAGAGGGCCGAUGGGACGCUGGGACGACGAGGAGACAGGGGAACAGAGAGAAGGCCAGACAGGGGGGAGCGGUAUAGGCCCGAGCGGGACAGCUACACAGUGGACGUGAGGGCCAGUGACCUGCAGCUGGCCCAGCCGGAGCCUCUAAAGCACCCCUGCUUCAGCUACAGGGCCUGGCUCUACAGUGUCCUCAUUGGGGGCAGUCUGCUCAUCACAUCUGGUUUUUCUCUGUACCUGGGCAAUGUGUUUCCUUUUGCAAUGGACUACUUACGCUGUGCUGCAGGCGCUGGCCUCCCAGCAGCGAUCGCCAGUUUUGCCAUUGCCAAGAACCGACAUGUUGCAGUGUCAGACUUCCAGGUGGUUUAUGUGUCAACCUUUGCUGUGACGACCACCUGCCUGGUCUGGUUUGGAUGCAAACUGGUCCUUAACCCUUCUGCUGUCAAUAUCAACUUUAACCUCAUUCUGAUGAUUUUGCUGGAGGUGUUGAUGGCCAGUACUGUCAUCCUGUCAGCCCGCUCAGCAGAAGACUGCUGCUGCCACAGUAAGACGGUGAUGUAUGACAGAUCUGUGGUUCUAAAGCCUGCAGUGUUCCCCACUCGACUCCUUAAAGCGUAUUCUGUAAUUGAAGUCAUUGUGGGAAUUUCUGCUGUAUUCGGAGGAAUAAUUGCACUCAAUAUGGAUGCUUUACUACCUGGCCCCUACUUGUCUGUCACAUUUUUCUGGAUUCUUGUGGCUUGUUUCCCGAGUGCUAUUGCCAGUCAUGUUGUGUCAGAAUACCCCAACAAAUGUCUGGUGGAGGUGCUGAUUGCCAUCAGCAGCGUGACAUCUCCCCUGCUCUUUUCAGCCUCUGGCUUCCUCUCUUGUAGUGUGAUCAGCUUUACUGAAAUUUUCCUACACGAUGUGCCUACAGCCAAGCAAUCCUACGACAUCCUGCUGCUGAUUCUGAUGGUGCUGCUGCUGGUGCAGGCAGUUCUAACUUCAGCCACUGUGGUGCACUGUGCCUCCUACAAGAGUCAGCUCCGCAUGGGAGCUCCAGAAUUUGACCACAGCAUGCACACCUCACCUCAUUACUGUGAGCAGCAAUCGGCCAAUGGAACGCUGCAGGAUUUUGACAAAGACCGAGCCUGGAAAGCAGUUGUGGUCCAAAUGGCCCAAUGAACUGUCCUAGAGUUCACAGAGAAGUUUGAUAAGAAGAGGAAAAAGGAGGACCAGGCAAUGCUGAAAGAAAAAAGAAGAUGCCUUCUGAGAUGGAAAGAGAGAUUUAGGAGAAAAGGGAGAAGGAAAGACUGAAAGAAAGAGGAAAAAAAUCACAGGGAGAGAGUUUUUUGUUAAAGAAUGCACGGCAGAGAAUUCAAUUUGUAAGAUAUUUGGAUAAUGCUUUGAACAUUUUGCUUUGUUUUUUAUUCUUUUUAUAUAUAACUGUUGCCUGCUUAGUGACCAUUAUUUAACCUGGCAACCUGGCAAUAGAUGUAGUUUGAUAAUCCCACAUGUUUACAUUGACACCAGGUACAGUGAGCAAUCAAUUGAGUUCAUGUUUAGUAGUAUAAAAAUGUUACGAGCACUUAAACAGACAGUCUAUAGCCUAAGCAAUUAACACUGAACUGAAUUCAGUCUGGAUUUAAUAGAUGAUUGUAAGCACCAUUGUCAAGGUUUUACCGUAGGAUGAAUAUAACAUGUUAAAUUAAUCAAUGGCAGACUUUAUUCACUGCAGAUUUUCCCAGUGGUGAAGACUGACUUAUCACUUUCUUUGUUAUUAUUAUAAUUAUUUUUUUAGAUUAUGUUUUGGUCAUUUUUUAGGCCUUUAUUUUCACAGGACAGUUUAAGACAUGAAAGGGGAGGGAGUUGGGGGUGACAUGCAAGUUGGAGUCGAAAAGCGGCCGCUGCGUCACGGAGCAAACUCCUUCACAUGUGCACCUGCUCCGUCAACUAGCUAACCCAGACAUAUCUUGGCACUCUCUUGACUGAAAGUCAUAUAGUGUUCAGUUGGCCUUUGUGUCUUCUUGUGUACAGUGGUGUGGUGUUGCAGAUUAACCAGUGUUGAUCAUUUUAACUGAAAUUCUACUUAUUCAGAAAAAAAAUGCAGUCAUCAACUGCAAGCGUAUCAUGUUUUACCGUUGUUUAAUGUUGCUCUGAAUUAACUGAAUCCCAAAAUAAUUUUCCAAGACAAAUUGUUGGCUUAUUAUCCUAUUUUGAAGUGUCAGACUGUGAUUUAUAUUUGCAUCCGCAUUUACUUUUACAUCCCUGCCGUGUUGUUUGGAAAUGGAAAUUUAACUGGGACCUCAAUAAACCACAAAAAGCACUAAAACUAAAAACUGAAACAUUGUAAACUUUGUAAAGAUACAAUUUAGAUGUCAUUCAUUUUAUGGAUCGAUAGCAGUGCUGUUUGUUGUAUUGAAUUGCAAUUGAUUGUACAGUUGUACCUACAAUAAAGAGGAUUU